Serpula lacrymans var. lacrymans S7.9 is the source of this 2501-nucleotide messenger RNA. RefSeq lists its product as uncharacterized. The transcript is spliced from 6 exons. Bases 76 to 2346 code for a protein of 756 amino acids. The record is from RefSeq and is a predicted model, not a curated record. NCBI's taxonomy places the organism in Eukaryota, Fungi, Basidiomycota, Agaricomycetes, Boletales, Serpulaceae. Gene Ontology annotation, cellular component: GATOR1 complex. Gene Ontology annotation, biological process: cellular response to amino acid starvation; positive regulation of autophagy; TORC1 signaling.
AUCAGUAUCUUUGCAUAACCUUCAUCCACUCAUCUUCUUUCAUGUCCAAAACUGCGAAAAGGAAAAGCUGCAUAAAUGGCUGAAAGUUUGCUCUCCAUUCUGCUGGUCACCUCAUCAGCAAAAGGCUCGAGCGUCGUUUUCAGAUGGCCUCCGUGUCCACAAACUUCCUCUAGACUUGCUCGCCCUCGCCCCCCAUCUGAUAAUUUGCAGCUCGAUAAUCCAUGGCGGGCUGCAAAUUUUUCUGAUCCAUUCUCUUCAAUCAUGGACAGGCAAAAAAAAGACGAAGCUUUGCUGAAUGACAUGGAUGACUAUGAAUGGAAAAGACCGACCACUCUGCGUGACAGAUCCACCUCCUUCUCUCGUUCUGCUGCUUCCUCUUCAGGGCGUAAUUCUCCAUCUAAAGAUGCCCCAUUCGACCACGAUGAUCUGGAUCAUCCCCAAGAAACAGACGCAUAUCAUGAUCUCUUUGGUUACUCUUCCGAAUUCCUGGCCAGCAUGCUCUGUCCCCAGCGUUCUUUGUGUCACCAGAAGUUCGAGCUGCGCAUAGAUGAUCUGGUCUUCUUGGGGCACCCAGUCGGUGCUGAAUCCGAUGGCUCAUGGCGAUUCAAAUCUGAGAAGUUGAAAUCAGGUUCCAGAGGUCGAGGUUCCAGAAACCGUGAUGCAACUCAGCAAGAUGAUGGCAAGUCCGAGAUAUCUUCUAUCGCAGAGAAAGGUCCUCCCGCUCAGAGCCUUUGGCUACAAAUGUUUCACUUCGUGAUAGUUUUGGAUUUACCCGACCCAUCUUCUUCUGCAUCAGGCAAUGUUGCAAAAUAUUUUGAUGUCAUAUACGAACAGAUAGCUUUCACGGUCACCGCAGUGUUAUUCCAAGAACAAGUGUUGUCCAAUUUCGUAGAAGCUGAGUGUGACAUACUGGUAUCCUUAAAGGACGAGUACAUUGACAAGGGAGAACCAUAUUCUGAAUUUAACGCCCAGGCACUUCUCAGGUCCUCGUUAGCCCCGGCCAUGAAGACUUUGUAUGAAGCUAUACAGUCCUCUACCAUGGCCUAUAUAACAAUACACGAUCUUCCCUUGGAGCUUCAGCUUCCGCCAUAUCUAGAUCAUCUCCUCCACAGCGAGGAAGAAUAUGACCUUGACUUCGUGGACUAUAAGGAAGACGACGACGAAUCGAGAGCUUGGGGACGGGAGAUGAGCUUCGGGUGGCGGCUUCCUGCUUUAGCACCUUGGAAGAGCUUGCUACUGUUGGAUGGUGAUCAAGGACUGGACCCAUACAUGAAUCUCAGAGGCCCACAUGUGAGGCCGGAAGAGAGGACACUGGCACAAGGUCUAAUCAAGUUCUUGGAGACUGCAUCGGUUACUUUGUCACUUGCAGAUAUGGCGAGCCUGUUAGAUUGGGACCUUGAGAAUCAGAUUUAUCCCACCGUUCGCUGGUUGGUUCAUCACAGGAGAGCCAAAGUUGUCGAUAUCGUCCACAGCGGUUUGAAGACCAUUUUUACUCUGCCUCCAAGAUUCGAAGCCUCCCUGUCCAGCCUAUCCAUCGACUUCAAACGGGAGUUUCCCCAUCCAUCUAUACCUCAUUUACCAACGAUACUUUCAAAUGUGUCGACAGCAACUUCUAAACAGUCGGAUAAUCAUUUUUUCGCCACUGUAGUGCAGUCGAAAGAGUUGAUCCCGCUUUACCACGAUGUAGUUUUAUGGAUGCUGAAGCAUGAGCUUCUGCUCACGUUGCAUCUCCGUAUUCGCAUCGUGGCUACGUCCGAGCUGAAGAAAAUCGUGCGUUUUGCUCACGAGCGCAGGCUAGGGCGACUAUCUCAACGUGAACGCCAACGUGCUCGUGGGCGGCAGCUUAGCCAAAAAUUCCUAGAAAGUGGCGAUGAGCUGUCUAAUGGGUUGAGUGAAAAAAGAGAGAUGGCCGGAGUCGCGUGGCUCUCACUCUCACCGAAGACUGCGCGGCGGUAUUCAAGGCGUCUUCCUUCUACUGAAUCUGGACAAAGUAAAGGAAGUGACAUGUCAGGUUCAGUGUUCGUGGAAGACGAAGACGGACAAAUGUAUGAAGAAGAAGAAUCGGAAGAGGAGAAUGUGGGGUGGGGAACGAGAGAGGAUAACGUUUGGCCGUCAAUGAUCAGUGAUCCCGGCAUGGCUACCCCGCUGGAAAGAAGGUGGCUAGCGGCGAUGUCAGAAGGCAAAGAAGAGUAUAUUGCGAGACGGUUUGAAAAGAUAAAUCAAUAUUUCGACGGUAAAAAAACUGACGACGAAAUUUUAUUUCGAGCUGAAAUAUCGAGGAAGCAGCUUCGUGAAGUGCUUCACCACUAUGAAGAAUAUUUGCAAACGUUUCUGCACCCAUCAUAGUUUUUGCUUCAUACUUUGCACCUUUGAAUGUCUUCAAACAAUAAUACCGAUGAAACAUAUUUAACUUCUCGCCUGUGUUUCAUCUAUCAACGUCUAUGUGUGUCAUACCCACCGUCGCGUACUUUAUGGGCUCGAAAGUUAACAUAUUGCAUCAC